UUCACUGUUGAGACCGGGGGGCUUUGGUGGAGAGUCGGUGGACCGGGCUGGGGGGGCUUUCUCAUCCAGACUGCGCAGUUGGAAUAAAAACAAGGAUUUGCUGUUUACCAGACGGGCAACAUGGACGUGCUGGCAGUUCUUAAUUUGGGCGAUUUUGCCCAAGCUUUCUCUAAAAUGGGAAUGUUUCCUGUUUUCGAUCUUGCAUAUUACAUCGUGUCCAUCCUCUACCUCAAGUAUGAGCCAGGUUCGGUGGAGGUUUCUCGCAGGAGCCCCGUGGCCUCCUGGCUGUGCGCCAUGCUCUACUGCUUUGGUAGUUACAUCCUGGCAGACAUCAUGCUUGGACACAGCCCCAUCGACUAUUUCCAACACAACAGUCACAUCCUGCUGGCCUCAGCUGUGUGGUACCUCCUCUUUUACUGCCCUCUAAACCUCUUCUAUAAGUGUGUGGCCUUCCUGCCCAUCAAGCUGGUGUUGGUUGCCCUGAAGGAAGUCGUCCGCACUCGUAAGAUCGCUGCUGGAGUUCACCAUGCCCACCACGCCUACCACCACGGCUUCUUUAUCAUGGUCAUCGUCGGAUAUGUCAAAGGCUCUGGAGUGGCUCUCAUGUCCAAUUUUGAGCAGCUGCUGCGUGGUGUGUGGAGGCCCGACACCAAUGAAAUCCUCAACAUGUCAUUCCCGACUAAAGCCAGUCUGUACGGAGCCAUCCUCUUCACCCUGCAGGAGGCUCAUAUUCUGCCUGUGUCCAAAGGCAACCUCAUCCUCAUCUUCACCCUCUUCAUGGCUACCAGCAAGGUGGUGAUGACUGCCCGACACUCCCACGGCUCCCCCUUCGCUCUCAUUGAGUCCUGGGUUUGCCACCUGCUGUUCGGCUCCCCUCUUGGCGGAGCUGAGGAAGACCACCAUCACGCUCCCGCCGCCCCAUCAUCACCUCUGAAAACCAAGGAGGAGCUGAGCGAGGGUGCUCGCAAGAGGAAGGCCAAGAAAGCAGAGUAGGACGCUGUGUCCCAACAGUGAAACUGCAUCUGACACAACCUCCACUCAAUGGGACAUCCCAUUCCUCUCCAAGGAAAGGGACAGUUUGAUGUUUUACAAAUGAAACCCUUUCUAUUAGAGAAAAAUGGUGCUUUUUGCAUUUUACAUAGCACAAGAACUCUGUAAAUACCACGGCAAACGAUUCAUACUUCAACCCCACCUGGACAUUUUGAACCUAUAUAUUUAUGUGUUUGUGAACAUCUGCAGCUUUGCUCAGCACUUUGUGGUGAUCAGUGUUUGUGUCAGGAUGACCUCUGUUCCACAUAAGUAGUUGUGUUCCCACCAAACCUUAAAAGACCUCCGAAAGAAAGAGAAACUAGUCCUAAAUCCUCCUGACUCUCAAUCAGACCAUUCAAAUGUGAAAAAAGCAAAGUGUGAAAGAGCAUUGCUGCUUUUUACAUAGAGAGGACAACAUCAUGUCUUUAAAUAAAAUCAAAUGAAACAUUG
Molecule: messenger RNA, 1479 nt
Organism: Cheilinus undulatus (humphead wrasse)
Lineage: Eukaryota; Metazoa; Chordata; Actinopteri; Labriformes; Labridae
Gene: tmem38a
Product: transmembrane protein 38A
Exons: 6
Coding region: 121-993 (290 amino acids)
Biological process (GO): potassium ion transmembrane transport
Cellular component (GO): membrane
Molecular function (GO): identical protein binding; potassium channel activity
Source: RefSeq, a predicted model, not a curated record